This is a messenger RNA of Nestor notabilis (Kea), 999 nucleotides long. RefSeq names its product SH3 domain-containing kinase-binding protein 1-like. The record is from RefSeq and is a predicted model, not a curated record. The coding region runs from base 109 to 375 and encodes 88 amino acids. Lineage: Eukaryota; Metazoa; Chordata; Aves; Psittaciformes; Psittacidae. The transcript has 3 exons.
UCUGAUAAUAAAAAUCCCUUGCCUCCAAAACCAGGAGGUUUGACUACUGGCUGUAUUAUACAACCAUCACUAUCCCCUUCACCGUCACCUGGAUUUCACUCAAUUGCUAUGGGAACAACAAGCCACAGGCCAAAUUCCCCAUCCCUGUUCGGUUCUGAAGGAAAGCCAAAGACUGAGUACUUGAGCCAAGGUCAAACUACCCUGGAGGAGCUGAGAACACAAAUUAAGGAGCUAAGAACCAUCAUUGAAACCAUGAAAGACCAGCAAAAAAAAGAGAUUAAACAGUUGCUGUCUGAGUUGGAUGAAGAAAAGAAGAUCCGUCUACGACUGCAGAUGGAAGUUAAUGACAUAAAGAAAGCUCUUCAAUCAAAGUGAAUGCUUGAUAGGUGGAAUGUUGCAUUAUUCUUCAUGACUGAGACUCAAAUUUGUGCCCCAGCCAAAAUAACUUUGUGCCAAAUGAUUUAAGAAUUGCCUCAGCAUCCCUUUAUUUGAAGGAUUAGCACAACAGUUUUUGAUAGCACAACAAAACCACCAACAACGAGGACAAAAUUUCCACCUGAAGCAGUGCUGUGCAGCACUGGUUGUGACUGAAAUUGAUCCUCUUGUGCUAAAGGCUCUCUACUUCAAGAUCCUAGGUGAAAUGAAAACUCAGGCAGUUUAGUCCAUAGUGGUACUAUUUUGAUGAUAUUUUUCCAUAAAUAAAAUGUAUUUCAGAUUAUCUGUUUACAAGCUUUAUGAUUUUGACUUUUGGUUUCUAAUUGUCUUUUGUCAGAUUUUAAAAUGUUUCUACUGCAUAUAGCCAGGAAUGAAUGUUAGCGUUGGGGCUGGAGGGAUUAUUUUUGCUUCAAGAUAGAACAGCCUACUUUUUGUUAUGGUUUUAAGUUCUGUUAAAUAUGCAAUUUUAUGUCCCCAAAUCCAAUACAGUUUAAACUUAUGUUGUGUACAGUAAUGUGUUUUCAAGAAGGAAACAAACCAACAGAAAUCUGGUCUUUGCAAUGA